This is a messenger RNA of Aureobasidium subglaciale EXF-2481, 2310 nucleotides long. RefSeq lists its product as uncharacterized. Gene Ontology annotation, cellular component: cytosol. Gene Ontology annotation, molecular function: anthranilate synthase activity; indole-3-glycerol-phosphate synthase activity; phosphoribosylanthranilate isomerase activity. The record is from RefSeq and is a predicted model, not a curated record. NCBI's taxonomy places the organism in Eukaryota, Fungi, Ascomycota, Dothideomycetes, Dothideales, Saccotheciaceae. The transcript has a single exon. Gene Ontology annotation, biological process: L-tryptophan biosynthetic process. The coding region runs from base 1 to 2310 and encodes 769 amino acids.
AUGUCCAAUCUAGGCCUGGUCGACCACUCGCCCUUCAACGCCGAGCCCGCCGCUCCAAUCCCUACCGCCUCCAAUCUGAUUCUCAUCGACAACUACGAUUCAUUCACCUGGAACGUUUACCAAUAUCUGUGUCUCGAAGGUGCAAGCGUCACCGUCUACCGCAACGAUGAAAUCACCAUCGACGAAUUGAUUGCCAAAAACCCCACCCAGCUGGUUGUCAGCCCUGGUCCUGGUCAUCCCGAAACAGACUCCGGCGUCAGCAAAGAUGCCAUUCGUCACUUUGCUGGAAAGAUUCCCAUCUUCGGUGUGUGCAUGGGCGAACAAUGCAUCUAUUCUGUCUUUGGUGGCACCGUCGAGAAGACUGGCGAGAUCCUCCACGGGAAAACUUCGCCUUUGCGACACGACGGCAAGGGUGUCUACGCAAACAUCCCUCAGGACAUUCCCGUUACCCGCUACCACUCGCUUGCUGGAACACACCCAACUCUCCCCGAAUGUCUCGAAGUCUCUUCUUGGAUUGCCGUUGGCCCCGACGGAGGAAAAGGUGUCAUCAUGGGCGUGCGCCACAAGGAAUACGUUAUCGAGGGUGUUCAAUACCAUCCUGAGAGUAUCCUUACCGAAGAGGGUAGACUGCAGAUCAAGAACUUCCUGUACAUGCAGGGUGGUACCUGGGCUGAGAACGAGCGCCUACAGAAGGAGGCAAAGUCAAAAGCACAACCCGCAAAGUCCAAUGGACAGCCAAAGGACAAGCAGACCAACAUUCUCGAAAAGAUUUUCGCCCGUCGCAAGGAAUUGGUCGCUGCUCAGAAAGAGGUCCCUUCUCAAAGACCCGUCGAUCUUCAAGCCGCCUACGAUAUGGACCUCUCGCCUCCUCUGAUUUCCUUCGCCGAUCGUCUCAAGCAGUCCCCUUACCAACUGUCGCUCAUGGCCGAGAUCAAGCGUGCUUCGCCUUCCAAAGGCAUCAUUUCUAUCUCCACAUGCGCCCCUGCACAGGCUCGCAUCUACGCUUUGGCUGGCGCCAGUACAAUCUCCGUCCUGACUGAGCCUGAUUGGUUCAAGGGCAGCAUUGACGACUUGAAGGCUGUACGUCAAGCUCUGGUUGGAAUGCCCAAUCGUCCUGCUGUCCUCCGUAAGGAAUUCGUCUUCGAUGAAUACCAGAUCUUGGAAGCCCGCUUGGCCGGUGCCGACACUGUUUUGCUCAUCGUCAAGAUGCUCGAUAUCGAAACACUCCACAGACUCUACAAGUACUCCCGAUCUCUCGGUAUGGAGCCUUUGGUGGAGGUCAACAAUGAAGAGGAGAUGAAAGUCGCUGUCGAUAUGGGCUCAAAAGUCAUUGGUGUCAACAACCGCAACCUUACAAACUUCGAAGUCGAUCUGGAAACAACCAGCCGUCUCAUGUCACUUGUUCCCAAAGAGACUGUUGUUUGCGCUCUCAGUGGUAUCGCUGGUCCACAAGACGUCACUCCCUACCAGAAGAACGGCGUCGGUGCCGUUCUUGUUGGUGAGGCUCUGAUGCGUGCAAAAGACACAGCUCGGUUUAUCUCUGAGCUUCUCGGUGGUAGCGUCAAGUCUGAUCGUAAGGAAGCUAAGAAGUCACCUCUGGUGAAGAUCUGUGGAACACGCACACCUGAGGCGGCCAAGGCUGCUGUGGAAGCUGGCGCAGACUUCAUCGGCAUCAUCCUGGUUGAGGGUCGUAAGCGUUGCGUAUCUAACGAGACUGCCAUUCAGAUAUCGAAGGUUAUUCACGAAACAGAGCGUGGCAGAUUCAGUACAGAAGUUACCGCCGAGUCAUCACCAGUUUCCGCAACGAAUUACUUCGACCACACAUCGGCACAAGUUCUAACACACCCGCGACAUGCAAAGCUUGUCGGCGUGUUCCAAAACCAGCCUCUGCAAUACAUCCUAGCACAACAGAAGCUGCUUGGUCUUGACAUCGUGCAAUUGCAUGGAUCCGAGCCCAUUGAAUGGGCGUCGCUCAUUCCUGUUCCCGUCAUCCGCGCUUUCCAUCCUGGUGAUGCAGGCCUUGCUACUCGUGGCUAUCACGCCUUACCUUUGGUCGACUCAGGUGCUGGUGGCUCCGGCGAGCAGGUGGAUUUGAGCCAGGUCCAAGAGCUUCUACAGAAGGAUAGUGGUCUAAGGAUUAUGCUCGCUGGUGGUCUCAACCCAAGCAAUGUGAAGCAGAUGUUCAGCAGUCUGGAAGCACAUAUAAGCCAGGUUGCGAUAUUGGAUGUUAGCAGCGGGGUGGAAGAGAAUGGUGAGCAGAGCCUUUCAAAAAUUCGCGAGUUCGUUACUACCGUCAAGGCGGGCCCUUGA